UCAUACUAAACAUAGGCUACGUGAUCCAACUAUUGCACACUUGCACACUAACACAGAGAGAAAACAAAGGAGACGAAACAAUGGCGUUCAUUGGAGCAAAGCAGCUCACUUUAUCUUGUGCAGUUUCUGGGUCUUCCUCUAAUCCCAGAAUUCCCGCCAUUUCUCUCAAUUCCUCCACCAAAAGUUUAUCUUUUACAACUUCCAUCUAUUUCCCCUCUCAAUUUCAGAAAUUACAAGUAUUGGGAAAACCAAGAUGGUCUGCUUUAAGAAUCCAUUGUUCUGCAAAUUCUACUGAGGGAAAUGCAAUUGUCAAGGAGAAAAGCGUUUCUGUCAUCCUUCUUGCUGGUGGCAAGGGCAAGAGAAUGGGUGCAAGCAUGCCGAAGCAGUACCUUCCACUUCUGGGCCAACCAAUUGCAUUGUAUAGUUUGUACACUUUUUCUCAAAUGGUUGAAGUGAAAGAAAUUGUUGUAGUUUGUGAUCCAUCAUACAAGGACAUUUUUGAAGAAAUGAGGGACAAGAUACAUGUAGACCUCAAAUUUACUGAACCUGGGAAGGAAAGACAAGACUCCGUUUACAAUGGACUUCAGGCUAUUGCUUCUGGUGCUGAUUUGGUCUGCAUCCAUGAUUCGGCAAGACCGUUAGUGUUGUCUCAAGAUAUAGAGAAGGUUCUUAAAGAUGGUAAGGUGCAUGGAGCUGCUGUACUUGGUGUGCCUGUUAAAGCGACAAUAAAGGAGGCUAAUAAUGAGAGCUUUGUUGUGAAAACUCUAGACAGAAAAACUCUUUGGGAAAUGCAAACUCCUCAGGUCAUCUUACCUGCAUUGCUCAAGGAUGGAUUUGAUCUUGUGACUAGAAGAGGACUUGAGGUCACUGAUGAUGUUUCUAUUGUGGAACACCUUGGGCAUCGAGUAUACAUUACCGAAGGAUCUUAUACCAAUAUCAAGAUCACAACACCUGAUGAUUUACUAGUUGCUGAGAGAAUACUGAAUCCAAGCUCAAGUACUUAAAGCAUUGCAGCUACAGCAUUGCACCUUUGUACAACUUCAGUUUCCGGUACUUUAUUUAUAUUUUCAUCAGACAUAAACCAGAAGAUAUGGCAGCAAAGCAGUGUACAUGACUCGUCGGUUUUGAUUCAAGGUGCUUUCCUGCAACAUGUACUUCUGUGUUGUAUCAAUUUAGAUGGUUGCUCGGAUGCUUGCUACUAGAUUCUUUCCCAGAUAUAUCGACUCGACUACACAUUUUUGCUUCUUGAAGGCCAACUAACUUGAGAUAAAUUUUGUCUGGAAGACAAAUUUUAAUGUACAUCCAAUAAUUCGAAAUAAUUGGAGAUUAUGAAUCAAUGUACUCCUUUUGCUUA
Messenger RNA from Beta vulgaris subsp. vulgaris (sugar beet), 1354 nucleotides. RefSeq names its product 2-C-methyl-D-erythritol 4-phosphate cytidylyltransferase, chloroplastic. Gene Ontology annotation, molecular function: 2-C-methyl-D-erythritol 4-phosphate cytidylyltransferase activity. Lineage: Eukaryota; Viridiplantae; Streptophyta; Magnoliopsida; Caryophyllales; Amaranthaceae. The transcript has 12 exons. Bases 81 to 1004 code for a protein of 307 amino acids. The record is from RefSeq and is a predicted model, not a curated record. Gene Ontology annotation, biological process: isoprenoid biosynthetic process.